Pediculus humanus corporis (human body louse) is the source of this 2160-nucleotide messenger RNA. RefSeq names its product hemocyanin subunit F, putative. Bases 1 to 2160 code for a protein of 719 amino acids. The transcript is spliced from 12 exons. NCBI's taxonomy places the organism in Eukaryota, Metazoa, Arthropoda, Insecta, Psocodea, Pediculidae. Gene Ontology annotation, molecular function: oxidoreductase activity. The record is from RefSeq and is a predicted model, not a curated record.
AUGUCUAAACAAUCGGGAAGAGGUGGAGGACAGAGACAACAAUUACCUCAAAGACCAUCAUCCGGUAACGAUGAUUCUAGAGAACACGUUUUACAUUUUCUAUUCGACAGACCUGCAGAACCUGUAUUUCUACCAAAAGGUGAUAACAACGCAUUGUUCGAUUUGCCAACGGAUUACAUAGCUGAAGAAUAUCGACCGGCUAGAGAAGGUUUGGUCAAUCGUAUAAAAGAUGAUAUUGGAGAAAACAUACCUGUGAGAAAAAUAACAUUACCGGAUUUUACACCGAUAUUACGUUUGAGUCGUCGCGAACCAUUUUCACUUUUUAUUCCACAACAUAGAAAAUUAGCUGCGAGAUUGAUCGACAUUUUCCUCGGAAUGAGAAGUUACGAAGAUUUUUUAUCCGCUGCCGUUUUUGCAAGAGAUCGUGUUAAUCCUUAUUUAUUCAUUUACGCAUUAUCGGUCGCCAUUAUUCACAGAUCGGAUACGAAAAACGUUCAGUUGCCACCACUUUACGAAAAUUUUCCGGAAAAAUACAUGGAUGGAGGAAUAUUCAAACGUGCGAGAGAAAUCACGAGCGUUUUAGAUCCGAGCGAAAGGACUCCGAUUGAAAUACCACGUGAUUACACAGCAUCCGACAUAGAUCCGGAACAUAAAGUUGCUUAUUUCCGAGAAGAUUUAGGUAUAAAUCUUCAUCAUUGGCAUUGGCAUUUGGUAUAUCCAUUCGAUGCCGACAUUAACAUCGUUAACAAAGAUAGAAGAGGAGAACUUUUCUAUUACAUGCAUCAACAAAUAAUUGCCAGAUUUAAUUUCGAACGUUUGUGUAACGAUCUUCCGAGAGUUGAAAGACUCACGAGUUUUCGCGAACCCAUACCGGAAGGUUACUUUUCCAAAUUGGAUAGCUUGGUAUCGAGCAGGAGUUGGCCUCCGAGACAUUCGAAUGCAGUUUUAAGCGACGUGUAUCGUGAAAUUGAUCAAAUCAAAUUCGAUUUAAGCGAUUUAGAAAGAUGGAGAGAUAGAUUACUUGAUGCCAUCGCUCAGGGUGCAAUCCAAGACGAAAAUGGCAGAAGAAUCGAAUUGGAUGAAACUACGGGUAUCGACAUACUGGGAAAUCUAAUUGAAUCGAGUGUCAUAUCGAGAAACAGGAAUUAUUAUGGAGAUUUUCAUAAUUUUGGACAUUUGGCCAUAUCCCUUUGUCACGAUCCCGACGCGAGGCAUUUAGAAACUUUUAGCGUGAUGGGUGAUCCCGCGACGGCCAUGAGAGACCCAAUAUUUUACAGAUGGCAUGCAUACAUAGAUUACAUUUUCCAACAGCAUAAGGAAACUUUACCACCUUAUACCGAACAAGUCCUCGAUUAUUCUGGAAUUAGAAUCACGGGAUUGGAAGUUAUAACAAACGGACGUAAUAGAAAUGAACUAUCGACAUUUUGGGAACAAAACGAUGUGAAUUUAAGCCGCGGAAUGGAUUUCACACCCAGAGGAAAUGUUUUUGCAAGAUUUACUCACUUACAGCAUCUCGAUUUCGUGUACCGCAUAAACAUUGAAAAUAACACUGGACAAAAUCGUGCUGGAACAGUUCGUAUAUUCUUAGCUCCUAAACUUGACGAAAGAGGUCUUCCUUGGUUGUUUGCAGAUCAAAGACACAUGUUUAUUGAAUUGGAUAAAUUUCCAGUUGCUUUGAAGAGCAAACAGAAUACAAUCGAACGUAGCUCGAUCGAAUCAUCUGUCACGAUUCCAUUCGAAGCAACAUUUAGAGAUUUGGACAUGAAUAGACCGAGUGGUGGUAAACGUCUCGAACGUUUUAAUUUCUGCGGUUGCGGUUGGCCCCAACACAUGCUCAUCCCCAGAGGUGCAACCGAUGGAUUCCAAUGCGUUUUAUUCGUUAUGAUUUCAAACAUUGACGAUGAUAGAGUAGGUGCCGCAACGAGUAAUCAACGUGGAUUCGAUGAUGCUGCAAGUUACUGCGGAGUUAAAGAUUCAAAAUAUCCAGAUAGGAGACCCAUGGGAUUCCCAUUUGAUCGUCCUCCGAGAAAUAACGUGGAUACUUUGGGUGAAUUUUUAACGCCGAACAUGAGAACGGCCGACGUACGAAUUUUCUUUCAAGAUCGAGUAGAAGCGAGACGAGCUAAUCAAUUACCCGAAGGAAAAAAGUCCAGGCCUUGA